AUGGCGUCUGGAUCGAUUCAGAUUUACCCAGCGCCCCCUACGGUCCGCAUUGUCCACUUGGGACACGCCUGUAACGUUGAGGAAGAGCGCCACGCGGAGAGGGUGUACACAAUCCGGGAGGGAGAGACGCUUGAACUCACCUGUCUUGUCACAGGACACCCACGGCCACAGAUCCGAUGGACCAAGACAGCAGGCAGUGUGUCUGACCGCUUCCAGGACUCGAGUGUGUUUAACGAGACGCUGCACAUCACCAAGAUCCAGAGACACCAAGGGGGACGCUACUACUGCAAGGCUGAGAACGGCCUGGGCUCCCCGGCCAUCAAGUCCAUAAGGGUCGACGUCUACUUCCUGGAUGACCCUGUAGUGACGGUGCACCAGAGUGUAGGAGAGGCCAAAGAGCAGUUCUACUAUGAGAGGACGGUGUUCCUGCGCUGCAUGGCUAACUCCAACCCCCCUGUCCGCUACAGCUGGCACCGCGGACGAGAUGUCCUCUCACAGGGCUCUGACAAGGGAGUGGAGAUCUACGAACCAUUCUUCACACAGCUGCAGGGGGAGACGAAGAUCUUGAAGCUGAAGAACCUUCGUCCUCAAGACUAUGCCAACUACAGCUGCAUCGCUUCUGUUAGGAACGUCUGUGGCAUUUCAGACCGAAACAUUGUCUUUAAACUCACCAACAAGACAGUGUCUCCGUCCAUCAAGCUGCUAGUGGAAGACCCCAUCGUGGUGAACCCUGGCCAGACGGUGUCCCUGGUAUGUAUCACUACGGGUGGGGAGCCCAAACCAACGCUGAGCUGGGUCAGCAGCUCCGACAGCCUGCCUGAGAAAAGUGUGGUAAAGGGUGGAACACUCACCCUGCCGGCCAUCACCUCAGACGAGGCUGGUGUAUACAGCUGUCUGGCCACUAACAACGUGGGCAACCCGGCCAAGAAGUCUACCACGAUAGUGGUCAGAGCGAUGAAGAAGGGCCGUUUCUGGAUCACCCCUGACCCCUACCACAACGACGACAACAUCCAGAUCGGCCGUGAGGUCAAGAUAUCCUGCCAGGUGGAGGCCACGCCCCCUGAGGAGCUGACGUUUGGUUGGCUGAAGAAUGGGCGCGCCUUGCGGAGCUCUGAGCGAAUGGUGAUCACCCAGACGGACCCUGACACCUCCCCUGGCACCACCAACCUGGACAUCAUCGACCUGAAGUUCACUGACUUUGGCACCUACACCUGUGUGGCUGCGCUGAAGGGAGGGGGCAUACCUGAGAUCAGCAUAGACGUCAACAUCUCCUCCACUACUGUUCCUCCCAACCUGACAGUGCCGCGGGGUAAGAGCCCCCUGGUGGUCCGGGAGGGUGACACGGUGGAGCUCGAGUGUCUGGUUUCAGGGAAGCCCAAGCCCAUUAUCCUGUGGUCUCGGGCCGAUAAAGAGGUGCCCAUGCCGGAUGGGAGCCUGCAGGUGGAGAGCUACGACGGGGUGCUGCGGAUUGUCAACGUGUCCAGAGAGAUGACCGGCUCCUACCGCUGCCAGACCAGCCAGUUCAAUGGGUUUAAUGUGAAGCCCAGGGAAGCUGUGGUGGAGCUCAUCGUACAAUACCCUCCGUCGGUGGAGCCUGUUUCAUUGGAGAUGCGUCAGGGCCUGGGCCGGCCGGUGGCCAUGAACUGCCGGGUCCUGCGUGCCCACCCCUCCCGGGUGCUGCGCUACGAGUGGCGGCUGGGGAACCGCCUGCUACACGCUGGACACUUCGACCAGAGCGAUGAGACGGAGUACACCGUCAAAAGCCUCAACCGCGAGGGCUGGGGGGAGUACACCUGUGAUAUCAUCAAUGAGGCCGGUGCCGGGCGCUGCACCUUCUUGGUAACAGGGAAAGCGUAUCCUCCAGAGUUCUACUACGACACGUACAGUCCGCUGUGGCAGAACCGGCCUAGAGUCUAUGGCUUCAAACUGCAGUGGACCCAGAUGAACCCCAACGCUGUGGAUCGCAUCGUGGCCUACCGCCUCGGCAUACGUCAGAUGGGACAACAGCGGUGGUGGGAGCAGGAGAUCACUGUGGAAGGAACCAUCACCAAGGGAGAGCUGAUCACACACAACCUGACAGAGCUUAUCAAGCCAGAGGCCUAUGAGGUGCGCCUCACCCCCAUCACACGCUUCGGAGAGGGGGACUCCACCAUCAGGAUCAUCACCUACAGUGCUCCCGUCAACCCUCACCUGAGAGAGUUCCACUGCAGCUUCGAGGAGGAGCCCAUCUGCAUGUUCACACAGGACAAAAAUGACGACUUCGAUUGGACGAGACACAGCGCCGCCACCCGUGACACCAAGUACACACCCAACACCGGGCCUAGCGGUGACCGCAGUGGAUCCAAACAGGGUUUCUACAUGUACAUCGAGACGUCCCGGCCUCGGAAGGAGGGCGAGGUAGCAAGGCUGGUCAGUCCUUUCUUCAACGUGGCGCCCAAGAACCCGUACGGCAUCACCAACCCCCCGGCAUACUGCUUCGGCUUCUUCUUCCACAUGUACGGAAAACACAUCGGGACCCUGAACGCGCUCCUCAGACAGAAGGGUCAGGCAGCGACAGAGGGGCCCACCUGGUCACUGAGCGGUAACCAAGGCGACCACUGGAAACAGGCCAAAGUUAGCAUCCACCCAACCGCCUCUUUCCAGGUGGCGCUGGAGGGUAUCCGAGGUCCUGGUAUUGAGGGGGAUAUCGCAAUUGAUGACAUCACCCUGGAGGAGGGAGAGUGUAGAGAUCUACCGGCCGUUAAUCUCAGAUCCGCUGCCCCGUCUACAUCUGCCCAUAUAUGGCUGCUGACUGUCACCUUGGCGAUGACAUUCCGGUGGGGUCAUAGGUGA
Messenger RNA from Salvelinus namaycush (lake trout), 2832 nucleotides. Its product is annotated as MAM domain-containing glycosylphosphatidylinositol anchor protein 2-like. NCBI's taxonomy places the organism in Eukaryota, Metazoa, Chordata, Actinopteri, Salmoniformes, Salmonidae. Gene Ontology annotation, cellular component: plasma membrane. The record is from RefSeq and is a predicted model, not a curated record. The coding region runs from base 1 to 2832 and encodes 943 amino acids. Gene Ontology annotation, biological process: homophilic cell-cell adhesion. Gene Ontology annotation, molecular function: protein binding. The transcript is spliced from 18 exons.